This is a messenger RNA of Babesia bigemina, 384 nucleotides long. RefSeq lists its product as hypothetical. The transcript has a single exon. The coding region runs from base 1 to 384 and encodes 127 amino acids. The record is from RefSeq and is a predicted model, not a curated record. NCBI's taxonomy places the organism in Eukaryota, Apicomplexa, Aconoidasida, Piroplasmida, Babesiidae.
AUGCUGCCCAAAGUGUUGACCAAUGUGCUGACCAAGGUGCUGACCAAUGUGCUGACCAAUGCCACGACCAACGUGCUGACCAUAGUGCUGACCAAUGCCAUGACCAAAGUGCUGACCAACGUGCUGACCAACGUGCUGACCAAAACGCUGACCAAUGUGUUGACCAAUGUGUUGACCAAAGUGCUGACCAAUGCCAUGACCAACGUGCUGACCAACGUGCUGACCAAGGUGCUGACCAAAGCGCUGACCAAUGCCAUGACCAAUGUGCUGACCAAUCACCUGACGAAAGUGAUGACCAAGCACCUGACCAACACCAUGACCAAGGUGCUGACCAAAGUGGUGACUAAUGUGCUGACCAAAGUGGUGACUAAUGUGCUGACCUAG